Messenger RNA from Mus musculus (house mouse), 1394 nucleotides. RefSeq names its product quinoid dihydropteridine reductase (gene Qdpr). The record is from RefSeq and is marked validated. Gene Ontology annotation, cellular component: cytoplasm. NCBI's taxonomy places the organism in Eukaryota, Metazoa, Chordata, Mammalia, Rodentia, Muridae. The transcript has 7 exons. Gene Ontology annotation, biological process: pteridine-containing compound metabolic process. The coding region runs from base 128 to 853 and encodes 241 amino acids. Gene Ontology annotation, molecular function: 6,7-dihydropteridine reductase activity.
GGCGGGGCACAGGCAGGGGCGGGUGUUCUGGGCAACCUUUCUGAGUUCCUUCCUCCCAGGGAAGCUGCGAGCCUCGAAGUGCGUUUGGGCUCGCCGUUCAGUACCGCGCGAGUCUGUCAGGAGCAGGAUGGCGGCUUCAGGCGAGGCGCGCCGGGUGCUGGUGUACGGCGGCAGGGGCGCUCUGGGCUCGCGCUGCGUACAGGCCUUCCGGGCCCGCAACUGGUGGGUUGCCAGCAUCGAUGUGGUGGAGAACGAAGAGGCCAGUGCCAGCGUGGUUGUUAAGAUGACAGAUUCAUUCACAGAGCAGGCUGACCAGGUCACUGCUGAUGUUGGAAAGCUCCUAGGUGACCAGAAGGUGGAUGCAAUUCUCUGUGUGGCUGGAGGAUGGGCCGGGGGCAAUGCCAAAUCCAAGUCGCUUUUUAAAAACUGUGACAUGAUGUGGAAGCAGAGUAUGUGGACAUCCACUAUCUCCAGCCACUUGGCCACAAAGCACCUGAAGGAAGGAGGCCUCUUGACCCUGGCUGGGGCCAAAGCUGCCUUGGAUGGGACUCCUGGGAUGAUCGGCUAUGGCAUGGCCAAGGGAGCCGUCCAUCAGCUCUGCCAGAGCCUGGCAGGGAAGAACAGUGGCAUGCCCCCUGGGGCUGCUGCCAUUGCUGUGCUCCCCGUUACCCUGGAUACCCCGAUGAACAGGAAAUCAAUGCCUGAGGCAGACUUCAGCUCCUGGACACCCUUAGAGUUCCUGGUGGAAACCUUCCAUGACUGGAUCACUGGGAACAAACGGCCAAACUCAGGAAGCCUAAUCCAGGUGGUAACCACAGAUGGGAAGACAGAGCUUACUCCAGCAUAUUUCUAAGCUGCAUCUCAGUGCCUGGGAGAGCCCUCUCGAAACAUCACUAACCUGUCUGUAUUGCCGAAUCUGGCCCCAUGUUUUCUGUAUUCCUGUUUGUGGUAGGAGAUAACCAGUCUUGUUUGUUUCUUACAUGGCAUUCCUUUGUUGUCCUGGGAUGGUGAGGUAUGUUUAUGGGAAAUGAGCAGAGGCCUGUAGGUAGCACCUGAGGGUCCAGGGAGGUAUAUGGACAGGCCUGCAUCACAGCAUCCUAGACUUCUUUGGAGACCCGUUUGAUAGUACUUUCAGUUUUUGGCAUUUGGGGUACUUUGAAAUCCAACUUGUUUUUAAAUUCCAUGUUGGUGCCAUAGAUGUAGUUUUUACAGCCUGAAAAUUAACUGCCAUGAACAUUCUUUGGUGAUGUAAGCAAGUAAAACCCAAUGGACUCUGUUGUGAUAUCCUUUUGUGUUCCAGCCUAGGCUAAGUGUUUGUGAAAGCCAUUUGUGAGUGCUUGGAGUGUUCUUCCUAAUAAACACACUUCAUGUCUUGUGUUGUCUUUUUCACUCAA